UCCUGACCCCUGGGCCUGUGGGUAUAUCUGCACAGCAGUCUGUCCUGUUGGCAACUUCUCCUGAGUAGACUGGCUUGUUGACUGGACAUAUCUUCAAACCCCCUGCGACCAGUUAUACCUGCACAAGUUCCGACAACACCAGAACUUGAAGAGACAUUUCUUUUUUCUUUCUUUUCUAUCCGUCACUCGGGAUUUAAUAUUAGUCGGCAUUGUGGAGCAUUUUUCUUAAUCGUAAUCAGUGACCCAAAUUUGGUCACAAUCUCCACCGAUUAUGGCUAGCAUGUCGAUUCCUCUCCGCGUUGAUAACAUUCACGAGCUUUUAUCGUCAUUGUCUAUGCUUGUUUCGUGGAAAACACUGGCACUAUUCCUGACAAUCAUCAAUAUCAAAAAUCUUCCACUUUUCUGGCAUUUCCGAGUCUUGUAUUACUUUGUGACCAACUUGCGCUGGCGUGCCAGUGAUCCUUUGUUCCCUAAGGGAACCCCUAUCGCCUGCAUCAAGGGCAAACCCACUCAUCCAGUAUUCGUGCCAUACGGCAUCACAUCCCGCGCCCCAAUCCUGGAAACAGACUACAACUUCCACAAAUCCAACAGCACCUACUUUUCGGAUAUAGACAUAUCUCGCACAGCCCUAGUUAGCCGUCUCUACACCCCCGGCCUCGCAAUCAUCAGCAAAGAAGUCGACAAGGAACUCGCAGAAGCGGCCCUAAAAGAGGGCCGCAAACCGCCCGGGAAGAAGUCCAUCUACGUCGCCCUCGGCUCCGUGUAUUGCAGCUUCAAGCGUGAAAUUAAACCAUUCGAGCUCUUCGAGAUCCAGUCCAAGGUUAUCGCCUGGGACCAGAAGUGGGUGUUCAUCCUAACCUUCUUCCUCCGUCCUGCCGCCAAAAAGGGCGGAGAAAAGACCCUCCUCGCUACGGCGUUGAGUAAAUAUGUCGUCAAGAAGGGUCGAUUGAGUGUUCAACCUGAACGUGUGCUUCGCGCGAGUGGCUUUCUGCCUCCACGGCCCGACGGCUCAUCUGCCCCUGUGAACGGGGGACCGGAUUCGACUGAUGGAUCUGGAGUUGGGACGCCCGCAAAUGGCGAUGGCAUCACAGCCGGUGCGGGAGGUGUUGAUGGAUCUCUGGUUCGGGAGGUGUUGAAGAUGGAUGACGAGGAUAUGCCAGAGCAGGGGUCGUUGGAUGCGCAGAAGAAGGCCAACUCAGACUCGUGGAACGAGGGUGGAUGGACAUGGGAGAGAAUCGAACAGGAGAGAUUGAGGGGAAUUGAAGUCGUGGAGGGAUAUUCCGGCUUGGAUGCAAAGUUGCAUGAUGAAUGGCAGUAAUAGACUUGGGCUCCUUGCUUUGACUUGCCCUAUAUACAUACAAGGCGGGGGUAUCUUAGAGUUUUUUGAGACUAAAAUAAUAUAUGUUAAUCUAAUAAAUCGACCAUUCUCAUGACUUGUCAGUGACGCUUGAAAUUUCUUUCGUAGUAUUUUCAUUGGAGUACAGUUACCUAUCUACAUCACAGUGUACAUCAGCUCACAUCACAAUAGAGGACAUACAGGGGAAGGCUAAAUUCAAGAAUAAAUACAAACAUAUUCGCAAAAACACUUUAUAGAUCCAAAAAAGAUCAUAAAGUUAUGGGGCGCCGCUAG
This is a messenger RNA of Aspergillus wentii DTO 134E9, 1630 nucleotides long. RefSeq names its product acyl-CoA thioesterase. The record is from RefSeq and is a predicted model, not a curated record. Bases 272 to 1318 code for a protein of 348 amino acids. NCBI's taxonomy places the organism in Eukaryota, Fungi, Ascomycota, Eurotiomycetes, Eurotiales, Aspergillaceae. The transcript has 2 exons.